AUGAUGGUGCUGAUUGCAUAUGAAAUUGGCUUGAUUAUUCUUUGGGACGUUAUGGAAGAUAGGGUUGUUCUAGUGAGAGGCUAUAAAGAUCUCCAAUUGAAGGACAAAUCAGUGGUUGAUUCUCUUAAUGAUUUAAGCCACGAGCAUGCAACUGAUUCAUUGGAUCAUGAUGUAGAAGAAAAGGAGAUAAGCUCUCUCUGUUGGGUAUCUCCUGAUGGGUCAAUUCUUGCUGUUGGUUAUGUAGAUGGAGACAUUUUAUUAUGGAACUUAUCAACUGAAGUAUCUGUUAAAGAUCCGCAAGCUCAAAAGUCAGACAAUAAUGAUAUUGUGAAGCUACAAUUGUCAUCGAGCAGCAGAAGACUUCCGGUCAUUGUGCUUCACUGGUUUGCAAACAGAGCACACAAUGAUCGUGGGGGCCAACUUUUUAUUUAUGGGGGUGAUGAAAUUGGAUCUGAAGAAGUCCUCACGGUAUGUUUUAUACCAGAAUCAGCUAUCAUUAAAUUUCUGUCUUUGUAA
Molecule: messenger RNA, 516 nt
Organism: Ilex paraguariensis (yerba mate)
Lineage: Eukaryota; Viridiplantae; Streptophyta; Magnoliopsida; Aquifoliales; Aquifoliaceae
Source: the annotation of a GenBank genome assembly